AUGGCCGGAGACUUCUUCCAGCUAUCUCCAGUUCCGAACGCAGAAUACAGAGAUUACAGCCACUACCGCUUCAUGUCGCCCGUCUUCAGCAGUUUCCCACAUACAAUAGAGCUGGACCAGGUACUUCGCCAGCAAGAUGAUACCUUGAUCAGCUGUAUCAACCAGCUCGCUAGAGGCCAGUUGCUAUCAGACACCUCGUUGUCUCUCUUAACAGAGGUAUCUCGCCCUCUGUACCAAUCACAGGACACCAUUGUUUGUCUUGUAAGAAAUUAUGAAGCAGAUGUCUUCAACGCUGAAAAGCUGGGCCAGCUCCAGGGUGAGCCUACAAUUUCGACUGCAAAGGACAGUGCAGACUUGCGCACGUUGAAGAGGUCCAGAGUACCUAAACACGUCGCGUCAAAACUCGGUGCACCUGUGGUUUUGACGGCCAAUCUGGCAGACACCUUGUUUAAUGGCCUUCUGAGAAGAGUACAUGCGAUAUCGUCGGCAGGGCCUCUCAUAAAAUUUGACAUUAACGGCUGUGAUGAGGCUACUCCCAUCACACCUCACCUAUUCUCCAUGUACUCUCCUACAGAACAGAAGGUCACUGCUACAAGGAAGCAACUGCCAUUGCUUCUGGCAUUUGGCAUGGCGAUCCACAAGUGCCAGGGCAUAACAUUGCCAUCUGUGGAGGUGCACUGCAAGCACAUUUUUGCACCUGGCCAACUCGGAGUUGCCGUCGGUAGAGCCACGCACAGGGAUGGUCUUCGCGUGGUUGGCUUCACAUCAAACUGCGCGAAGGAACAUCACCAGGCUGUCAUUGACUUUUACCAGCAACUAGUCAAUGCCGACACUCAAGGUCUCUCUGCCAGGUUUGCGACACCGGUGCACUCCCUCAACAUGUCGAAGAAGACGGCGACAACACAUCCACCACCGGCGGUGCUGAGCUAUCUGGCCACGUGCCUGAGGCGGCCCCUCCCAGUGACUGAAGAACUCACACGCUGUGUAAGCACAUAUGGACAGUGA
Molecule: messenger RNA, 1005 nt
Organism: Priapulus caudatus
Lineage: Eukaryota; Metazoa; Priapulida; Priapulimorpha; Priapulimorphida; Priapulidae
Product: ATP-dependent DNA helicase PIF1-like
Exons: 3
Coding region: 1-1005 (334 amino acids)
Source: RefSeq, a predicted model, not a curated record